GGCUGCGGCCGUGAGUCAGGCCGGGGCUGCAGCGGCGCGGCCAGGCUGGCGCAGCGGAGGGAGCGCGGGCGGCGGGGGAGGCGGUGGCGCCGCCAGCUCCGCACGCUCCCCGCCCCCAAGGUUGGGCCGCCGGGACGCGGCUGGGCGGACAGACAGCGACCCGCGGGACAGCGGAAGGACGCACUGGGAGGCGCAGGGUCGGGCUGGUCGCCAAGGAGUCACCAGUAGGCCCAGGGCCCCCGGCCAGUGCCCAGCACAGCUGGGAGCCCCGGCAGCACCACGGACGGCGCCCAGGAAGCCCGAGUCCCCCUGGACGGGGCCUUCUGGAUCCCAAGGCCCCCGGCAGGCUCUCCCAAAGGCUGCUUUGCUUGUGUGUCCAAGCCCCCGGCCCUGCAAGCUUCCGCGGCCCCUGCCCCGGAGUCCUCUCCCCCCAUGGCGCCUACACUGUUCCCCAUGGAGUCCAAAAGCAAGACGGACAGCGUGCGGGCCACCAGCGCCCCCCAGGCCUGCAAGCACCUGGCUGAGAAGAAGGCAGCAGCCACCCCGGCCACGGUGGUGGAGGUCUACCCAGAUAGCAGCGAGGUCAACGACUACUACCUGUGGUCCAUCUUCAACUUCGUCUACCUCAACUUCUGCUGCCUGGGCUUCAUCGCCCUGGCCUACUCCCUCAAGGUCCGGGACAAGAAGCUUCUCAAUGACCUGAACGGGGCCGUGGAGGACGCUAAGACAGCCCGGCUAUUCAACAUCACCAGCUCUGCCCUGGCCGCCUCCUGCAUCAUCCUGGUCUUCAUCUUCCUGCGGUACCCGCUGUCCGACUACUGAGGCUGCAGCUCAACCACAGAGACCAGCAGAAACGUCUUACUUUCAUGAUGGCUCAGACAUAGCUCCUGUGAGGUCGGGGCUUCUGCUCUGGGGUGCCCUGAGCUGUGAACCGUCGAAAGCUGCCCCCGGCCCCUGCCUCCGCCUGUCCCUGGGGGGGGGCCUCUUCCCAUGCUGCUGCGCCCCGGCUUCCAGUGGCUGCCAUUCCCCCAGUGGGCCCUUCCCCUUGUGGGUUCUCAGGGCCCCUCAGACCUGACAUCCAGCAAGAAGGGCUUAUGCGAGAGCUUCCCAGUCUGGGGGGCUGCCAGCAUCUGGGACUCGCUCUCCCCCACCCCUCUGCCUCCUGCUGUCCUGCUCAGAGCUCUAUGUCUAUAAACUUUCAAUAAAAUCCCUGCACUCUUCUGCCUGCCCUCCGUCCCACACCCA
Nycticebus coucang (slow loris) is the source of this 1245-nucleotide messenger RNA. RefSeq names its product interferon induced transmembrane protein 10 (gene IFITM10). Bases 433 to 822 code for a protein of 129 amino acids. NCBI's taxonomy places the organism in Eukaryota, Metazoa, Chordata, Mammalia, Primates, Lorisidae. The record is from RefSeq and is a predicted model, not a curated record. The transcript is spliced from 3 exons. Gene Ontology annotation, cellular component: plasma membrane.